Messenger RNA from Bradysia coprophila, 1725 nucleotides. It is a transcript of the gene Sobp, whose product is annotated as Sine oculis-binding protein. Gene Ontology annotation, biological process: animal organ development. NCBI's taxonomy places the organism in Eukaryota, Metazoa, Arthropoda, Insecta, Diptera, Sciaridae. The record is from RefSeq and is a predicted model, not a curated record. Gene Ontology annotation, cellular component: nucleus.
AUGUCUCCCUUCUCUACAUUGCUGACUGGGCCUGGGGGCGACAACAAAGAUACAAACUGUGGAUGGUGCAAGCGGCCAGUCUCUCUCAAUUCACCCGAAUUUCUGGCCACUCCCGAAGGCCCCAGAUACUGCACCGAAACGUGUUUCUCGCAAAGUCGUCGGGCCUCAUUCAAACGGGCCAAGACUUGUGAUUGGUGCAAGCACAUCCGGCAUGCCGUCAGCUACGUGGACUUCUACGAUGGGGCUUCACAGUUGCAAUUUUGUUCGGACAAAUGCCUGAACCAAUACAAAAUGCAAAUAUUUUGUAAGGAGACACAGGCCCAUCUCGAUAUGAAUCCUCAUUUGAAGGAUAAAGGAAGUGCGAAUGAUGGCGGGCUGAUCACUCCUGAUCUGUGGCUGAAGAAUUGCAAGAGUCCCUCAUCAUCUCCAAGCUCGGAUCGGUCCAAGUCCGUGUCGCCAAUAACAAAGGCUCCAACAAUGUCAGCCCCAACACACAGACCACUUAUUACCGUGACUCCAUCGGCGAAGUUGUUAUCGAGACCAUCGAAUGCAGUGUCACAUGUACGAAUAUCGCCAAAGCUGUCUAAGAAACGAAGAUCUCUGCGUCUGUGUGCCCUAACUAAUAUCACAGAUUCAAUGGAAGCAACAAACAAUAACAAUGCUAUACCGUUGGGCUGCAAUAAAUCGACGUCAGCAACUAGUUCACAUGAGAAUGUUUCCAGUCUGCGACAAAAAUCACCGCGAGACGAACCUCAAGGAACGCUGAAACAAAAUUCUUCCCAUCAUUUUCUGCCACCUCCGCCUAAUCUCUUUCCCAUUCGUCACAGUGGAUUACCAGGAACAUCAAGAUAUGGUUCACACACUCAAUCUCAAUCGCAACCUCAACAAACGUCUACAACUCAGUUGCCACAAAAUACUCCAACGAACGGCUCGUUUCUACCGAAUACGGAUCAACCUCGACUAUUCGGUGCAAAUCCACCACCCGUUACUAUAUUAGUCCCAUAUCCGAUCGUUCUUCCUAUUCCCAUUCCCAUCCCGAUUCCUAUGCCGAUCAUCGAAUUUUUGAAGGCCGCCCAAGCGAAAUUGGACGAACAAAACAAGACGGCAGCCGAAUCCAAUGGAACCGAUCGAACACCACCGGUAAACGAUGACGAACCGUUGGACUUUACCAAAUCGAAAGACGAAAGUAGUAUGCCAAUUCUGACGCAACACCUUCGCCUAAACAAAACAAUCGAAUCGCCACCAAUUGCCGAGAAGGACGAACAUCAGAUUACGAUCAGCGGUUUCGAGAAAUUGGAUGAAAUGGAUGGACAGGAACAGAGAUUACCAAAGUUUAAAAUAACGCGGCUAGCGUCAAAGCGAAAUAUUUCUACCAAAGAAUCGGAAAGCAGUCGACCAUUGCGAAAGCGUAAACGGGUCAUUGACUGUGAUUAUUCAAGGCUGAGAGAUGACGAUAAGAAAAAGUUCUAAAAUGUGUUGUGGUUGGACUUUAGUACCUUUUGUAGUCAAUAAGCGUGAUUGAACAGGAAAUUAUUGUUUUUUUUAAUCUAAUAAAAAAAAGAGAAUUGUGGUAGUGUCGUGUGUCCAUUAUACACUGUCGAUAUUUUGCGCGAGGGUACGGCCACUGAUUGUUAACUUACCUUCCUAAUAAUUUAUGAAAACGAUUCUUUUUGUAAUUCUUUCUAACCUGUAAGAUGAAACAAAAUAAACGAUAAAAGAAAAGAA